Monopterus albus (swamp eel) is the source of this 6118-nucleotide messenger RNA. RefSeq names its product poly [ADP-ribose] polymerase 14-like. Gene Ontology annotation, molecular function: NAD+ poly-ADP-ribosyltransferase activity; transcription corepressor activity. Gene Ontology annotation, biological process: protein poly-ADP-ribosylation; negative regulation of gene expression. The record is from RefSeq and is a predicted model, not a curated record. Gene Ontology annotation, cellular component: cytoplasm; nucleus. Lineage: Eukaryota; Metazoa; Chordata; Actinopteri; Synbranchiformes; Synbranchidae.
AUGGAAGGACUCGAGUGUCCCCGGCUGGUCGUGGAGGGCGACUGGAGCCCCGCUCACACCAAAACCGUGAAGAACAAGCUGCAGCUGUACUUCCAGAGCAAGAAGAAGUCCGGCGGAGGAGACUGCCAGGUGGAGGUGGACGAGGCGGCCCCGAGAGCCGCCGUCCGCUUCAGGUCCGAGGAGGUGAUGGAGCGAGUCCUUGCGAGACAGGAUCAUGAAAUCAUCGUGGAGAAUCAGACUGUGAAGUUACGGCUGGUUUCUGCAGCAAGCCCCACGAACAGCGAUGGCGUCUCGGAUUCAUCUGCGGAUUCAAAGUGUCAGAAGUCCAAAGCUGAACCUGGGUGUGAAGCUGCUGCGGCCGACACAGACGACUCGGAGUGUGUCCAGAGCAGAGCUGUAGUGCUGGAAAACAUUCAGGACGACACGUCCAGAGACCUGCUGUUGAUGCUGGUGGAGAACAUCUCGGGUUUGGACGAGAGCGGCUACAGUCUGGAGACCAUUUGGGAGGCGAACAGAGCCGUGGUCACGUUCAACAAGCCCACAGAUGCCCACAAGUUCCUCACCGCAAGUCAGACCAAUCAGAAAAUGAAGAAGUACGGACUAACCACUCGACUGCUGGAGGCAGCAACAAGCAUCCGGGUGGAAAAUCUUCCUCUGAUUGCGGUAACAAGCAUCCGGGUGGAAAAUCUUCCUGUGGAUAAAGACUUUUUGGAGCUGUACUUUGAGAAAAGCUGGGCUCUGCCAGACAAGAUUGUCAUGAUCCCAGAGGAACAGGCGGCCAUCAUCAUGUUCAGGGACCCCAGAGUUGUGAAAAGCAUUUGCUUAAAAGAAGACCACGCUAUGAUGUCCAUCCCCGUCACAGUGUUUCCAUACCACGAGUCCCUUGGAACCGCCUUGUACGGCAAAGAGCGGCUAGCGUGGAACGUGCCCAAGCCCUUCACUGAGCACCUUCACCACGCUGUCCGAAAGUUCCUCCUGAUGAAGAAGCUGCUGAGAAGCAUCAACGAUCAGAUGCGUCCGUACUUCUGCAGUGUGGACUUGGAAACCCCGGAGGUGAAACUCAGCCCUCUGCCAGGCCUCAUGAGGCAGAAAGGUCUGACUGCCAAACAGGUAGACGACUGGAUGGGCACCGCCCAGCAGGCCUUUCGUCAGCAGAUGUCUUUGUUCACAGCCUUUGAGUGUCCAGCUAGUGCACCUGCAUGGAAAGCUGCAGAAAAAGAAGUCCAUUCAGUUGUCAGGGAACAUGCUGACGUGGUGUUCGAUACGUCCCGGGGGGCUGUGACCGUGGCGGGCCGAGCCGACGACAUCAAACAACUGAGGGCUCCUGUGGAGAACAUCGUUCUUAGAGCCAUGAAUCAGAUCGAGCGGCAGACAAACAGUAUCUCUGAGGUGGUGAAUUUGUCCCCUGCCAUGUUUUAUAUCCUGAAGCAGGACGGCUUACAGAAAGCAGUGUCUGACGUUUCCUCUGAGAUGAACCUGACCUACAGCGAGGGCACCAACAGUUUAACCCUUACAGGACUUCCUGCAGAGGUUUUUGAGGUUAAAGCAUGGAUCAUGGAGCAUUUGAGUAAAAAACUGCUGAAUCUCUCCCCGGGUCUUGUAGACUUCCUCAAGAAUGUGGACCCCAUGGACAUGUCACAGGACCUGUUCACGUCCCAGGGGAUCAGUGCUGUCUACAGUAUUGAGAGUAAAGGGCUCCUCCUGCUGGGGAGCUCCAACAGCAUCCUCGCCGACGCAGAGCGCAAGAUGAUGAUGGUUUUGUCUGUUUGUACCGUGGAUUUGGAAGAUCAGGAAGUUCUCAGGCUUCCCCUUGUAGACUUCCUCAAGAAUGUGGACCCCAUGGACAUGUCACAGGACCUGUUCACGUCCCAGGGGAUCAGUGCUGUCUACAGUAUUGAGAGUAAAGGGCUCCUCCUGCUGGGGAGCUCCAACAGCAUCCUCGCCGACGCAGAGCGCAAGAUGAUGAUGGUUUUGUCUGUUUGUACCGUGGCUUUGGAAGAUCAGGAAGUUCUCGGGCUUCCCAACUGGACGGCUCUGAGGCAGCAGCUGCUGGACACCUACAACUCCUCAAAGAAGAAAACAGUGGACAUUCAGAUUCACCCAGAGAGAAGAGACAAAGUGACGGUGGCCGGCUUCAUGAACCCAGUCAGAGAGGUCAGCCGCGCUCUGAAGGAGUUCAUUGACAACUACUCCCGGGUUCAAGAGGCCCUCCGUGUCGAGUCCAGCGCCGUUGUUCAGUUCAUUUUCAAGAAAAAAUCAGAAGACUGGAACAGCAUUGCCAAAGCUAACGGAGUGAUGGUACAGUUUGAUCCAGAGAGGCCGAGGAUCUCCAUCACCGGGGCUCGUCUAGACUGGAACAGCAUUGCCAAAGCUAACAGAGUGAUGGUACAGUUUGAUCCAAAGAGGCAGAGGAUCUCCAUCACCGGGGCUCGUCCCCACGUCCAGAAAGCCAGAUCCUGCUUCCAGGAGCUGAUCCGUACUCUCUUCACCGACACCUUCACUGUGGACAAGCCCGGCGCUAAGAAGUACUUCAUGUCCCAAGGAAGCCUGUUCCUGUCGACAAUAAUGACGGAGUUCAGCUGUGUGGUGGUGCUUCGUCCAGAGAAUGAGGAAGAGGAGGAAGAUGAGAGCUAUGAGGAUACAAAUGGCCUGUGCUACUGCAGGGUGCAGACCACCUGUGGAGUUCUGGUUUCGGUCACUAAGGCGGACAUCUGUGGCUUCAGCACCGACGCCGUGGUCAACGCAGCCAACGAGGAUUUGCAGCACAUUGGCGGCCUGGCUCUGGCACUGCCCAACGCGGCAGGACCACGGCUGCAGCAGCUCAGCAACGACUACAUCGCCAGCAGGGGGCGUCUGCGCCCAGGUGACGCCAUUGUAACAGAUGCAUGUAACCUGCCUUGCAAGUACGUGGUACACGCAGUUGGUCCACGGUUCUCCAACUCCGACAAGAGAACGGCGGUGUCCCACCUGAAGCUAGCAGUCAGAGAGAGCCUGAACCAGGCAGUGAAGGCGAAUUGCUGCACCGUGGCCUUGCCAGCGAUCAGCUCAGGCGUGUUCGGCUUCCCUAUUGACCUCUGCGCUCAGACCAUAGCGCAGGCAGUGCGGGAGUACUGUGACAGCUCACAGGGUCUGGGGUCACUGACAGAGAUCCACCUGGUGGACAACAAUGAUCAGACUGUCAGGGUCCUGGCCUCGGCUGUGAACCAAGAGUUCACUGACCUCGGACCCACCAUGACAGUCCCACCGCCGGCGGGAGGAAGAGGCGCUGCGGCUUCACGCAGAAAUCAGCGGGGUCGAGAUCAGAGCAGGUCUCCUAGGGGUCGAGGAGGAGGAGGAAGAGGAGCAGCAGCAGGAGGAGGAGCUGGGAAGAAAGCAGGUGGAUUUCGUGGAGGCCCACAGGGUAACAGGGGAGGUCAGAGUCCCAGGGGACACACCAGACCUGGAGGGGCUGCAGGCUGCAGGCCGGGGAGGAUCGAGCAGGUCACAGCUGAGGGGCUGAGGAUUGUUCUGUGCAAGGGGAACAUCGAGGACCAGACGACUGACGUUAUCGUCAACACCAUCGGUGAGGACAUGGACCUGAAUGUGGGAGCCGUCUCCAAGGCGAUCCGGGGCAUGGCCGGGCCCAACCUGCAGCCAGCUGUCCAGUCUGCAGCCAGCGCGGCCAAGCUACAGUACGGCAACGUCAUCAUCACCGAGGGCUUCAACCUGUCAUGUCGGAGUGUCUUUCACACUGUUUGUCCUUGCUGGGACCGAGGAGACGGCCGGGCAGAGCAGGAGCUGAUGUCCAUCAUCAGAUGCUGUCUGGAGCAGGCUGAGAAGCUCAGGAUGGCGUCUCUGUCCUUCCCAGCCAUCGGUACAGGAAACCUGGGCUUCCCCGGGGACCUGGUUUCCAAAGUCCUGCUGAGAGAGAUCCACGCCCACAGCCGCAGGAGAAGCUCCGGCCACCUGAAGGAGGUGGUCAUCGUCAUCCACCCCAGCAACAGCCAAAGUGUGGAUUGUUUCAGCCGGGAGUUCCAAGGUCAGACCGGUCAGAGCAACGUCCGACGUGAAGCAGAGGAUUUGAAGGAGUCGGCAGUUUGGCAGAUGCCGAGCCAGUCACAGCAGUCCUCAGCCUCCGUCGACCCGGUGCUGUCCCCCUCCCUCGGUGUGUACCAGAUGCAGAUGGGUCCACUCACCCUCGAAGUGUCGUCAGGAGACAUCACUAAGGAGACCAGCGAUGUCAUUGUCAACUCGUCCAAUCAUGACUUUACCCUGAAAUUAGGAGUGUCCAAGGCCAUCUUAGACAGCGCUGGACCAGUGGUCGAGCAGGAGUGUGCACGGAUCGUGAAUUCUCCAAACUACCAGCCAAGGCCAACGAUCCUGACGUCGGCUGGGCGGCUGUCGAGCAGGAACAUCAUCCACGUCGUCGGCCAGAACGAUCCCGCGACAAUUAAGGACAUGGUUUCAUCAGUGCUGAGCGUCUGUGAGGAGAACAAGUACAGCUCCGUGUCCUUCCCCGCUCUGGGAACAGGUCAGGGAGGGGCCAAUCCGGCGGCGGUGGCGGACGCCAUGGUCGGAGCAGUGAUGUCGUUUGUAAGGAAGAAGCAGCCAAGGUUUGUUCGCAGUGUGAAGAUCCUGAUCUUCCAGCCGGCAAUGAUAGCGGAGUUCCACAGGAGCAUGAAGAGCAGACAGGGGGAGGGCUUCACCAAGAUCAAAGACUCCUUCACUUCGUUGUUUAUGGGACAUGAAGAGCAGCUCAACGCCAACGCCUCUCUUCUGGAGCAGCAGGAGUUCGAGUCCACGGUGUUUCAGCUGUGCGCUGACAACCAGAAGGCUGUGAGUCAGGCCAAGAGACGGAUCACGGACCUGAUUGUGGCCGAGCAGGCGAAGAGAACCAUCACGGACCCGUACAUCAGUCAGCUGUCGCAGGAUGACAUGGAGCAGCUGCAGGCCCUGCAGAGGGAGCUGACGGUCAGCAUCUGUCUGGACAAAGGCCUGGGGGCCCAGGAUCCCAGCAUCCAGCUGGAGGGGCUGACCAGGGACGUCUUCACCGCUGAGUCUACAGUCAGAGACAUCAUCCGGAGGGUGGAGCGGGCAGAGAACCUGAGGAGCAGAGCCCUGCUGGUGAGCGGACUGGUCGAGUGGCAGUUUCAGGACCUUAAUGGGCUCCCGGUGCCCUUCGACAUGUACACCAACCUGCAGCUGGAGGAGGCUCUGGAGAGGAAACAGGUUGUGAAGGUCAAGAUCAAUAACGAGAUGUACAACGCCAAGGUGAUGCAAAGAAUUGCUGUGUCAGAAGUCAGCUCUAAAAGGGUGGAGCUGCUUAGGAAAGAGCUGAAGGAUGACGCCGCUCUGCCUUCGCACUGGGAGGAUAUGAAGGGCGACAUGGUGAAGCUCUUUCUUCUGACUGGAGGAUCUAAGGAGUACACAGACGUGGAGGCACAACUUACAAAGACUGGUCUGACUGCCAACAUCAUCAGUAUUGAGCGGGUCCAGAACACGACUCUGUGGCAGAGCUACCAGCUCAUGAAGAAACAGCUGGAGGCCAAGAACAAACACACCAACAACGAGAAGGUGCUGUUUCACGGCACCGACGCCAACUCCAUCGACCUCAUCAACAACAAGGGCUUCAACCGCAGCUACGCAGGGAAAAACGGUGCAAUGUUUGGUAAUGGCACUUACUUUGCUGUGGACCCUGCCUACUCAGCGCAGGGCUACGCCAAGCCCAGUGCCAGAGGGCACAAACGCAUGUACCUGGCCCGGGUCCUGGUUGGAGACUUUACCAAGGGCAGCCCUGGGCUCGUCGCUCCGCCUGCCAGAAGCUCUGGGAACGCCGCAGACCUAUACGACAGUGUCACCAACAACCCUGCCACACCAGCCAUGUUUGUCAUCUUCAACGACAUCCAGGCCUACCCGGAAUACCUCAUCACGUUUAUAUGAUCCACUGUGGACUCGGUGUCCUGAUAAAACUGUGCCUCCACCAUGUAAAAUACAACUCCAAUCAGCAAAAACAACUUUAAACACUAUAAGAUGUUGUACAGCUGCCACGAAUAAAUGUACGUAGAAGAAACGUCACACCAAGUUUAGAUUUAAAGAAAAAAAGCAUGAAAACCCGAGUAUAAACGCUUCACUACUGUCA